Messenger RNA from Parasteatoda tepidariorum (common house spider), 12638 nucleotides. The record is from RefSeq and is a predicted model, not a curated record. NCBI's taxonomy places the organism in Eukaryota, Metazoa, Arthropoda, Arachnida, Araneae, Theridiidae.
UGCAAACUUAAUAUUCAAACUUUACAUAAGGUUUUAUAAUAAUUAUUAAGCAUCAACUUAGCAAUAUAAGCAGACUGAGAGUUUUAUCGCUGUGUUGGCAGAAACUUGCAAUAAAGAUGCAAUGAAGAACAAAACUAUUUUGUACUUAGAGCACUAUACUUUUUAUUCUAAAGAAUAAUAGAGUUUUCCUAAUCUAGUUAAUGUAAAAUGAAUUCUCAAUAAAAAUCGUUUGAAUAUGGAAGGAGUUUUUCCGAAGUGUUUAACUUUUAUUUUAGUCGCAUUUAAAAGAUUUUCUUGUUAAUCUAAAUAUGUUCAAGUUAGAGUCUUACAUUACACCUUUAUUACUUAGCUAUGUUGAUAAGUAUAUAAAGAAUUUAAAACCUGAAGAUUCACAAUUUUCAUUAUGGGGUGGUGACGCAGUUUUCUGCAACCUUGACUUGAGGCUCGAUGUUUUAGAACAGGAACUGCAACUUCCAUUUUACUUUGUUAAUGGCCAUAUUCAUGAGCUUCGCAUACACAUUCCUUGGACUAAAUUAGGUUCAGAACCUGUUGUUAUUACAAUUAACACAAUUGAAUGCAUUUUGAAACUGCGUCAUGAUGGUACUAACUCUGACUCUGACAUUCCAAAAUCACAUCAAACUGAAAAAUCUAGCAGUCAAAGCAAUAAAAGUUGUGACUCUAUAGAAGCUCCACCUGGUUACAUACAGAGUUUAUUAAAUCAUGUAAUAAGCAACAUUUGUAUAGUUUGCAAUAAUCUCAUUUUGAAGUAUGUUGAAGAUGAUAUAGUAUUAUCAUUAAAUAUAAAAUCUGUUGAACUUUAUAAUGCUGGUGAAAACUGGGAAAGAACUUAUGUUGAUACAAACCAAUCAGGUCUUGUUUCUCGAAAAGUGAUAACCAUGCAAGAUUUAACUGUUUGCUUGGAUAAAAGAGAUUCUUGUGGAAAAAUUGAAGCUUACCAAGACCCUCUUCUAUACAGAUGUUCCACUACUUGGCGCAUGUAUAAUUUGUAUGAUUCUGUCUAUUCAAAGUAUCCAAAAUUAACAAGAAUUCAUAUGUAUUGUGAUAAUUUAGAAUUUUCUUUGACUGAUCAGCAAUUACCUAUGUUUCUUAGACUAUUAUAUCUUUGUGUGUAUCUACACAAUAAAAGCAAUCUCUCCAACCAAGAAAGCAGGCACGUGAACGAUAGCAAUGAAAUUAUGGGCUCAUUGAUGAAUGAAUCAAGUUCUUUUGAAGAGAAUGCUAAUGAAGAAAGUUGGGGAUCUUGGGCUAUGUCUUUUGUUCCUGAUGUUGGAUUGAUACUUGGCUCUUCUACUAAUGAAGAACAGGAAAAAGAAUCAAACAUAUUGAAAUCAAAGAAAAUAUUCCAAUUUGGAAUCUUUAUUGGAAAAACAUCCUGUGUUUUAAAACAUACUGUUAUAUCAUCAACGAAGUACUCAUUUGCUCCAUCACUUUUGUUCAACUUGUUUGGGUGUUCUAUGGAAUAUACCUCAAAAGGGAAAGAUUUUGCAAAUAUUCAAAUUGGUAUUGGUGGUGCUACUAUUUCAGGAUAUGAGGAGUGUGUUUGUGGUUACCAGGACUCACAAAGCAGCUAUAAUGAUACGAAAAAGAUAUUUUUAAAAUCUGGUGUUCCUCCUGGAAAUAGUCAUCCUUACAGUUUUUUGACAUCAUCAUUAUUUGAUCCUCUUGCACCAGAAAACUGUAAUCAGGAGCGAAAAUAUUGUUUUUCUAAAGAAGAGCACCUAUCCACCCUCUCUGAAGAAGUUAUGUUUCAAAGGUACCCUGCUUUAGCCUUUGACUAUCUCUAUGAGCUGCUAAUUCCGGAAGAUUGGAAUGAUAGAUUAUCAGAACUUACUUCAUCUUUUUUAGAGGAGAGUAAUUGGCCUGAAUCUUCAACUGCUCGCUUAGUUUUUGGACCUUUCUGUUUUGAAGUCACAAGUAGCGUAGUCCACAAGCUUACAAAAUUAUUGCAUUGUGCUCAAGAUUAUGAGUAUCCGAGUUACACUCAAAUUUGGGACCUUCCACUUCAUCAGAUUUGUGCUUCUAAAGAUAUUGAACUAUUAGAAGAAUCUGUUCCUUCUCGUUUGUAUCAACUUACUUUGUUUAAGCCUGUUGUUCAUUUAUUCAUUGCCAACCAUUUCCCAUACUCAAAUACUCUUUCAAAAAAAGGGAAAAAAAGAACCUCUAAGCUCUCAAAAGUGGCCAAGGUGUCUAAAAGUCAUGAAAAACUGUUUUGUCUUGAAUUUUAUGCAGAAUGUAUAGAUUUUCAGUCAAGCUAUCCCAUGUAUCCAAAUAAGCUUGUCAAAAUUGUAAAAGGGCUCCAAAGCUUUUCUCCAUUGCUCGAGAAUCACUGUUACAACUCAUAUUCAGGAAAAGUAUUUGGUUUUGAAAUUUCAUUGCACAAAGAAAAUCCAAAUUCUUUCUUCGAACCUGCUAUUAUUCAUCAGACAAAUAUAACAAUUUUUCUAAAAACACGAAUUCUACCAGAAAGUUGGGAUACUCAUGAAGAUUUAACAUUAAAAGAAUUCACAUUGGAAUGCUCUCAGAUACAAUUACGUUUAUCUGAGCUUAAAGUUUUGGCACUAAUUGCAAUAUAUAAAGCAUGGACGGUUAAGCAUUUUAAUUCAAGUAAUCUUGAAAAACUUCAGCAAAUAUCUGAAAAACUUGAAAAUGAUUUCCAUUAUCUUUCUCUUGAAGUUACCAAUAUUUUCUUUACAUAUAUUCGGCAACAAGAUUUAACUUUUAUGAAAUUUUUGAUAGAGUGUCUAUCCUUGAAGUUUUUUAACCAAAAUAUGUUUAGUGUUUUGCUCCAUGCUCCUGAAUCAACUUCUAAUAUACAUGAAGGAAUUGUACUUUCACAAUCUAAUGAUCUUGUGACUCAAACUACAAAAGAAGAGAAUUUUUUUCAGUUAUUAUUGCAAAUUCCAUAUAAUGCUUCAAUUGCUCACCCAUCAUUAUGCAUUGUACGAAUUAGUGGUUCAGCAGCAUGCUUUGAGCCAGCUUUAUUCUCUUGGCUUGAUCAUGAUGUGCUUUCAUUGAUUAAUAUGGCAGUAGAUUUAGAAGCUACCUCUACAAGCUCAGUUGAGUUAGAUGAGGCUUCAACUUGUAGCAGCUUAACUCAUGAACCUUCUGCCAGUCUUUCAUUUAGUAAAUCAAAUUUUGCUGUAUUUGAUAAAGCAAAGGAAAUAAGUUUUCGUGAAUACGUGGAAAGUAUUUUUGCUAAACAUAGUUCCAAUUUUUCGUAUCUACUUGUUGAAGUUGAUAUUGGAUGCCUUUGUGUUCUUUUACCUCAAUCAAAUUGGUCAAUUGUGCCAGAGGAGGAUCUUUCAACCUUGUUAACAUGGCAGCGAUCUUUACUUGAAGGCAACUUAGAUGGAGCUUGCAUAUUUAGUUUCCCUCAAAUUAAAAUGAAAAAUAAUAAUUUUAUUAGCAAUUUUUUACAGAACGUGAAUUUCUCACUUACAAAUUCUGCAAUUUCUGGAUUUCAGACUGAUAAGAAAUGUGAAGAGUUAUUUCCUUGGACAUUAGAAAUAAACAAUUGGAGUAUUUAUUCAAUUUACAGAGAAAAAAAAAUGAAUGAUGAAACAGUCUUUCUUUGGCCUGUCAGUUUCUUAUCCACUAUUGCUUUAUCUCAAAAAAAUAAGCAAAACCAACUUGCAUUUUGUGUUCAUAUGGAUUGCAAAAUACUCCAUCUCAAUGUGUCUUCCUUUCAUUCUGAACAUUUGGUACAGAUUUUCCAAGUGGUUACAUCUACAUUAAACUUCGUUAAAAAAAUUAAUUCAUGGAGUUCUAAUUUUCAUUUACUUCCUUCUAAUUUGUAUCAACGUGAAUUAUUAAAUGUUUGUGUUGUUCCUAAAAGUAACAGUCAUUCUAAGCAGUCGAUACCUGAUGAAGCUUCAUUAUUAGUUAUUCAAGAGACAAAACAAUCUAAGAAGUUAACCUUAUGGGCUCAGCUAACUCUUUCUAAGCUUACUAUAAUUCUUCUAACGAAGUUAAAGCACAGUUCAAACCACUUAGAUUUCAAAUUGAAGUUUGAUGCAGAGGAGAUUGUCUCUUCCCUUGAUAUCCAAGAAGUCUAUUGUAAAGUGAAGGUUAAAAUGUCAUCCUUAAAUGUAAAUUGUUUUAAAAGGCAGUUUAGUUCACAUGAUUGGAUUUCAGGUCCAUAUGAGGGUGUUGUGUUCUUUUGUAACAGCAUAUUGCCUAAAGCAGUGAAAUCAAAAACAUUCAACGAUCAUGCAAAUAUUGGUCAACUACCCCAUUUAAAGCAAGACACACAGCCCUUUUUAACCCUUACUUACACUCAAGCAUUACAUUCCAGUGCAUCUAAGAAGUGGUCUCUUAAUCCUAAACAUGAUUUUCCAACAAUUUUAGAGGGAAAAGAUUAUAUAAGUGAAAUUGAUUUGAAGCUGAAUUCAUUUGGCAUAAUUUUGUGGAUGUCAAUAUUAGAUUCAUUACAACAGAGUUUACCACAUUAUAGUGAAGAACCUGUAAAGCCUGCUGAACCAGAAAAUGUAAACAUGGAUAAGAAUACCAUUGGUAUGGAGUUUUGCAGCUAUAAUUUACCACUUUUUUAUAUUGAUACAAAAAUAAUGCAGUUUUAUUUCCCUGAGAACAAUAUUUUAAUUAAUUAUAACAAAAAUAAUAAAAUAACUGAUUUAAAUGAAACCGAAGUUUUAUUUUUGCAACUUGACUCAGCAACUUUAACAUCACAAGUGGAAAACCCUUUACCUCGUAUUAUAUUAAAUUCUGAACUAUACAAUGCAGCAUUGAAUUCAAAAACAAUUGGUAUGCCUGGAGCUGUAAUUGAAGACAGACAGUAUCAGAUAGAUGUGAAUAGUCUGGCCAUUGGAACAAUAUCUGGGUCAAAUAUUUUGCAUCAUAAUGAAGUUAAAGGAAAAUUGGAUUUAAAGUGCCCAAUAAUAAUGGGAGAAAACCCAGCAUUAGAAUGGAAUAUCGGUGCAAUUCCAGAGAAUAGAAAAAUUCCCGAUGAAAGAUUUUUGAUAACUCCAAUUGUAUCACCAAUUAAUGUCAAAGUUAUUGUUGCUCCUGCUGUUAUUUGCAGAUCACUUAAUAAAGACUUUAUGAUAGAAAACAUUCUUGUUGCUGGAAUAUCUGUGGAAAUCAAUGUUACUAAUGAAGUUAGCUUAUAUCUAAGUACUCAACAAAUCUGUUUGUUGAAUGCUCUUCUACAAAAUAAUGUAAAUUUCUUACUUGAGUUGUACAGUAAUCAUAGUCAUAAUAUUGGUACUGGCUUUUUGGAGGACAGCAUUUCUGAUAGUGUGAAUUUUAAUUUAAAAUCUAUUUUGCAUUCUCAAAGUGAAGAUCCUUUCAUUACCGAAUUUGAAAAAGUUCCAAGUCAUAAUUUUGUACCAUUUGAAGUACUAGUUACAGCUGGAACAGUAUCUGCUAUGCUUUAUUAUUAUAACAUUUCAAAAAUAUCUAGUUUAGAUCCUUCUAACACAAAUAAUCAAAGCAAAAUGAUCAAAAACUUCAAAAAUGCAAUAGAAAACAACGAAAAUAAAGAGUUACAUCCAUUUUUGUAUUUAUCUGUUAUUCAACCACAUAGUUAUUUACUUUGUCAACCUUCCUCUCAGAAAUUUGAGUCAUCAUGUUUUGAUAUUGAGCUAAGUGGCUCACCAGCUGAUUUCAUUGUUGAAAAGCCUUACAUUUCAGUAUCUCCAGUCAGUACUGACUUUAUAUUUUCUUAUUUGGAAACAAAACCGGGAGAACUACAUCAAAAAACUGGAAUACCACCUGCGCUAUUAACCAUUAGAUGUUUAGAUAUUUUUGAACAAAACACUCAUAUGACUAUUUCCAUUGAAAGACCUCUUAAAUUUAACUUAGUAAGCAAUAUGUGGAAAGCUUUUGAAUCAUUUAUGGAAAGAUUACAGCUGGAAUUCCUUAGUGUGAAAGAUUCUUCUUCCAUUUUGCAACCAGUUUCAAAUGAAAAUGAAAUGGACAAACAAAUGAAGUUUCUUUCUUUGUUUCAAAAAAUUACCCUAUCAACUACACAGUUAGUGAUUGAUUUAGUUCCCUCUAUAAAAGAUAAAUCAGAGGUACUCAUAUUUUCUGUGGGUAGUUUAAAGAUGGAAAGUGAGUUUGAAAUUCGUAAGGAGGAAAUAAAAAGUUGUGACUUGAUGUUAACUGUUUCAAGUUUGAGCUUGCAAACAAAUUGCAAUGAAGAAAUAUGGACUCAUAUUCAUCCAUCGUCAUUUUCAUCAACAGUUAAAUGUCAUUUUAAACCAUGUUUACAAUUUGAAACAUCAUUUAUUGCGGAAAGUAUACUGCUGAGAUUAAGUCUACGACAUACACAAGUACUAAAAAAUUUGGUGGAACAUUUUUUGAACAUAUAUUAUAAAUCACAAAAAGAAAAAACUUCAAAUUUUGAGGAAAAAGAAAUAAAGUGUGAUGAAAAUAACUUGAAUAGCUUGAAGAAAAAAAUAUACUGGACUGAUGAUUUGAGAAAAGGAGCUUUUCAAUUUAUUCAAACUAGUUCUAAAGAAAGCCAGCCAAAAAGUUAUGAAAUAGUUUUUUGUCAUGCCUCUGCAGAUCAUCCAGCUUCUAUGACUUGGUGUUACCCAGAACCAAGAUUUUUAACAAAAGUGGAUGUCUCUCCAGUUCCAUUUCAGACUGAUGUAGAAGAUUUUAAUGAAGAAUCACAGUGUUUGUCCUGUUAUCUUCAAUAUUGGAACUCUGCAGACAAAGAAUACAUCAAUCUAUGUGACUUUGUUUUGUCAGAAACAAAGCACAUUUCCUUAAAUCUGUUAGAUCUUGAUAAGGACUCUAUUGCAAUGUCAGAUAAAUGGAGAGUACUUUUAGAUUGUGGUGGUAGAUAUGUUAAUGAAGAUAAUAUUUAUGACAAAAGAAAACCUCUCCUUUCUCCUCUUGCAUUAGCAGCAUGCAUGUCAGUUGAUUCUUGCUUUGAUGCAAAUUUAGUACCUCUUUUUCGUAUGCGAGCAUCAUUUGAACUCCUUAAAAUGAUUUGCUAUAAUCAUUUUGAGAAAACAGGGUGUUCUCCUAGUCUACAUCCAUUUGAAUUUGAUGAUGAGUGUCCUUCUAAUCAAGAAUUUUCAGCCGUUUCUUUUGUUAAUCCAAAUAUUUCUUACUCAAACUGGAAUUCAAAAAUAAAAACUGAAUUGUCUUCAGGUGUGACUUGGGAUAUAUUGGAAUAUCGAAAUUUAACCAUGCUGCCAUUAAUAAGUCCUGUGGACAUUCAUGCUUCUAUAUCAUUCACUUUUGGAAAAAAUAAGGAACAUGCCAUUGAUAUGGAUUUUUUAAUUCAUCCAUGCUUUGUUAGGCUUAGCCAGUCAGCAAUUCAUACUCUAUCUUAUACAUUCCAUAUGAUUUCACAGCAACAAGCCAUUGGAUCUUCUUUUUGUACUGAAUAUGUUUUACCAAAUUAUUACUUAAUUUGCAAUAAUCUUGAGGAACGCAUUCUUUUUGGUCAGUCUGGAACUGAUGAAAACAUUUUACUUUCUCCUAUGAAGAUGCAUGCAUAUAGUUGGUACUGUAACAAAACAAAACAGGUUUUAUGGUUAAGUGUUAAAAGCCUUGCCUGGAAAUGGAGCAAAGAAUUUAGUAUAGAUGAAGAAGGUACUCAUGUUGUUCAGUUUGAUAAUAGAGUUGGAGCCAUUAUCAAAAUAAAAAAGUUAUCAAAUCUUCAAAAGCAGGUUAUUAUUGAUGGGCACCUGGCAGUUCAAAACCUACUUAGUUUCCCAAUACAGUUCAAAUGUGAAUUUUCUAAUAUUGUGACACUUACAGAAACUCCGAGUAAUGCAAAUGUGAUGUCAAUUAAAUCACUAGCUCCAAAAACAAAGUCUCCAGCAUUUUUGUUAUCUUCUAAGGAGUAUAAAGGUCUGUCUUUAUCUUUCACUGCUAUACUUGAUUCACAAAUUUGGUCUCACACCGUUCAGUUAGAAGACAAUAAAAUCAUUGAGAUUCCUUGGUCUAUUUAUAACCAGUAUCAGUGUGUUCGGUAUCAAGUAGUAAAACAAAAAAUAUCAUCUAAGUGCUGGUCAUUUAAGGUUUUUAUCAGUCCUUUACUUAUAUUACGCAAUCAUCUCCCUUUUUCUUUAAAUAUCAAUAUCAUGUCUGAGAAUGAUAAUACUUUGUUUGACAUCACUGGUAAAGGUAAUGAAACUGCAUGUUUAAUGAAAUCCGUGAACGAUCAAAUUAUUCAAGUUAAUGCUAUAUCUGAAAAUGGUUUCAACAUAAAAAUGCCAGCAUUGCCUAUAUCUUUAUCUAAUCUGAAAGAUGUACCAAUAACACUUUUGAACGAAACUGAAAACUUAGAUUAUUGCUUUUCUGAAAUGGAAUCUGUGCUUCAUAAAAGUUGGCCUUAUAGCUUCUUUGAUAGCUGCUCAAAAUACUUAAUAAACUUUGUCGACUCUAUGUACAUUUGUUCUGAAACAAUAAAUGAUGUCAUUCCUGCUAUACCAGAGGAUGUUUGCUGUGUAUUAAAAGUGGAAAAAUCACAACGAUGGAUUGGAUUAAAUACUGUUUUGCUUGACAUAAAACCUGAAAUGGUUCUUAUUAACAGGUUGAGGCACGUUAUUUACUUACAUAGUGAACAUGGCUUAGAAUGGACUUUACCAGCAAGCUCUGUUGCACCAUUAGCUUCACCAUAUAAUGGCUUUCAACUUAGUGUCAUGGAGGAUGGUGUUCAUUAUUUUAGUUCAUCAUUGACAGUUGAAGGAUGCAAUGUUUCUAAAUCUAAGACUGAGGCCAGCAUGGAUACUACUUUUUCAAUUAAUUCAACUGUAAUUAUUCCUACCAGUGGGUCAUCAAACAUUAUUAUUCCAUUAAAGGCUGAUACAAAAAAGGUGUUUUUGUUUAAGCUAUUGACUGAAGUACAAGAAGGAAUUGUUGUUAUUACUGCAUUUCCUCUGGUUAGUCUAGUCAACAAAUCAGACAUUGAUCUGCAUUUUUCUUUAAUUUGUGCUUCAGGCAGUGAUGCAAAUAUGAAAUGUGAAUAUUCAAACGAUUCAUCAUUGUUCAUAGAAGGUAAAUCUGAUAAUUGUCAUCCUUUGCUCUCUUGGAGAAAAAUUUCUUUAGCUUCAUCAGAUGCUCUAAGUUUUUACAUAUAUGUCUCUACUUCAUGCAAAAAGUGGAGCUAUCCUAUCUGUUUUCAUACAAAACUCAACAAUGAUAAUCGGCAUGCAGUUUCAUUACCUACUGGAUCAGUGACUACCCAUCCACUUAUAUUCACAAGUCAUUGGAGAAAAGGUCUUUUGUUUUUGGUGCUCAAUAAUGAUCCUUGUCCUCUUUUGCUUCUUCACAAUCACACAAAUCUUAAUUUAUAUUAUGGCCAAAGUUGUUUUCAAACAGAAGGAAAAUCAGUAGUUGAAGAAGUUGAAAACAGUUUUGUUCCUCUAAUUAAUCCUGGAUGCUCUUCUCAUUACUCUUUUCCUUCUAUGGAUAAGAGUUUUCCUGUUAGUCUUGAUUCAGUCCCUAUGCUUUGUAUUGGGCUAAAAGAAAAUGACAAUCAAAAUUAUUUGUGGAGUAAUCCGUUUAAAGUUAAUCUAGAUAAGCAAUUUAUUCAUGUCCUUGGUGUAUGUGAUUUUAUGAUACAAACAGAAUGCAUAGGUCAUACUACUAAUCUAUAUAUAGAUAUAGUUAAACGCAUUGAAGUCACCGCCAAUGAAGUUCGAAGCCGAAUAGAUUUGGCCACCAAAUCUCAAGCUAGUACCAAAGAUGAAUAUGUGAAGCAGAAGGUGUUAGGUGACAAAAUAUUAAACAGCCUUGAAGUUUCAUCUACAAAACAUUUUAAUGUAGUAAAAAAGAAUAUUAGUUUAGAUAGCGAUCACACCCAUUAUCCAAAUACUUAUUAUUUGAAUAUGCGAGUUAUUCAUGUAAGUGUGGUGUUUUGUGAUGAAUUCUUCCAGUGGAACAAAAACAUUGAAGUUUUAAGAGUAAAUAUUGAUAAUGCCUUGUUAUUUCUGAGACCAAAGAAUAUUAACUCAAAAGUUAUUUUGCAAGAUAUUUCAUUGUGUUUCGGGCACAUUCAAGUUGAUAAUCAAAUUGAAAAUUAUGAUAAAACAAUUGGGUUUGAUUUUCCUGUUAUCUUACAUAGAGGCAAUGAUCUGAAAGAAGAAAUUAGUAUAAGUAAAGAAAACACAAUGUUUUUACCUAAUAAAAUUCGUGAAAAUGCAAUGUUUAUUUUAAAUGCUGUCAUAGAGCAUGCUAAUGAAGAAAACUGUUCUAUAAUUUUAAAGUCUUGUGAGAUAAAUCUAUUACCUAUAUCUCUGUAUUUAGAAGACAAAUUUUAUUUUAAAUGCAUUGCAUUGUACAAGUCAUACACACCUGCUAAUUUUCAUCAUCAUAUUUCUGAUUGGAAAGAUAUCUAUUUACCUGAAGAUGUUAUUACAAUUUCGUCUAUGUUUAUUCAUCCCAUACAUUUUCAAAGUUUAAAGAUUAAUGUUCAAGAAAUAUCUUUGAGUAUUCGUGCUUCUCUAAAGUUAUAUCUUUCACUUGAACAUUCACCCCUGCGAUUUCAGCCUUUUGUGAAAGAAGAACUUUUUACUACUUAUUAUGAAGCUGGUCGUAUUUUAAUGAUGCAUUACCUAACUGGUGCAUUGUUUAGAGCAGGUUGGGUUGUUGGCUCACUUGAUAUUUUGGGUAAUCCAGCUACUUUUGCCCGUGCAGUUGGUGCUGGAGUUGCAGAUUUUGUUUAUUUACCUUAUAAAGGAUUACUGAAGGGACCAAAAGCAUUUAUUACCGGACUUUCAAAUGGUGCACUGUCUCUUUUUACUCAAGUAUCUUCAGGUAUACUCACAUGUAUGGCAAGCUUAACUGCUAGUAUUUCCAAAAAUAUGGAUUAUCUAUGUUUGGAUGAAGAACAUUUAGCUCGUCAGGAAAUGGUUCGUCAUCGCUUGCCUCAAGGAGUUUCUGAGGGUUUAUUUCAAGGUCUAAGUGUAUUUGGGCUCAGUCUUCUCAGUGCUAUUGCUGGUAUUGUUGAUCAUCCUUUACAAGUUCUUGUUUCUCCAUCCACACCCAUUGAAACUGCAUCUGGUGUUGUUAGUGGAUUAGGUAAAGGCAUUGUUGGUAUUUUCACUAAGCCAAUUGGUGGUGCUGCGGAAUUAUUUUCUCAGACUGGUUAUGGUUUGCUUCAUGGUGCAGGUUGGCUUAUUCCUCCUAAAAGGCAAUACCAACCAGUAACAGUAUCUUUUGAAAUGACACCUAGCAGCCUUGUGAAAUAUGUAUCAAAAGUAGCUUUGUAUCAUUCUCUUGGAGAAGUAUUGUUGUCAUCAGAAUCAACAUAUGUGAACGAAAAUGGGGAAUAUGAAAAAAAUAUCUUACUACUGACGACUGAGGCCCUGUGUAUUUUAGCUGAUGAUGAAUUUACUGUGCUGCACACAUUUGCCUUGACAGAAAUACGUUGCAAUAAAUCUGAGGCUGACAGAAGUACACUGAUCGUCAUUCCUAGUGGUACUUUCCACAAACAAGACUCUCGAGAUGCUCUAGAUAGAGUUGUGGAUUAUUUAAAGAAAAAUAGAGUAGAAAUUUCAAGUGAUUUUGAAACUUCUUUCUUUAAUCAAGAAAUUACAUCAGACACUUUCGCAAAAUCAAACUCUUCAUGUUUUAUAUUUUUUCUAUAUCCUAAAGAUCGCAAUUUAUUUCUAACGCUUUUUAAUUACGCAAAAAAUAAAGCGUUACGUAAAGGAUUUUAAAAUAUUAUAAAACAAAUUUGUUUGAAAGAAACUUUUCAAGAAAAAUAAUAAGUCAUUAUUUCUGUUUUCAUAUUUGAUGUUGAAUUUUGUUCAACUAAAUUUAAUUUUUCUGUUUAAUAAUUGAAUCAUUUUUAACUAAUGAACCUACAAAGAAAAAUAUAAUGAAUUGUACUAGUUAUUUAUGAAAUUAAGUUGGUGUAUUAAUAAGCUGUAUGCAAUACAUAUAUACUGUAUGCAAUAUAUAAGCUGUGUACUGUUUGACAAAUGAAAUUUUUAUAUAAAUUAUUUAUAUAAUGUAAAAACUGUUAACUUAUUGUAUUGCAUUAACUUUUAUGUGUUAUUUAUAAAUUUAAAAAAGUAAUUGUGCUUUCACAAAAUUUGAACUUUUAGGUGUUAUGUUUACUAUGUCAUGUUAUUGUGUGAGUUAUUUAUGAUGUUAAGUUUGUUUAUUUAUAAGCUGUGAACAUCCCUUCAGCAAAUACUAUCAUUUAUUAUAAUAUAUCAACUUUUGUUUGAAUAAAAAUUUUAAAGCUACAUCAGUAAAACUGAUGUUUGGGAAAAUGCAAUUUUUAUGUUAAAUAUUCAUAUCACAUAGAAAAUUAUGAACUUAAUGUGUUACAGAGACUUAUAUCUGUGAUUUAUGAAUUAAAAGGAAAAAUAAUCACAUUAUAACAAAAUUUGAACCCAAGUGUUUACAUGGUAUGAAUAUUUAUCAAAUUUAUAAACUGAUGUUUCAAAAAUGCCCUUUUUAUUUUUAUAUUAAAUAGUUAAGCUAUAUUAAAAUGAUGAACUUAGUUACAAAAAUUAUGAAUAAAAAAAAGUAAUUUUAAAAAUAAAAUCUUACCAAAGUUUAAUCUAUUUAUUUAAACUGUAUAAUUUGUAAUUUACACUUUGUAUAUUCUACCAAAUUAAUCAUAUAAUAUUGAAAUAUAUUGCUCUGUGUUCAAAUAAAGCCUGAAAGUUUUUUUUUUA